This is a messenger RNA of Fraxinus pennsylvanica, 426 nucleotides long. Lineage: Eukaryota; Viridiplantae; Streptophyta; Magnoliopsida; Lamiales; Oleaceae. The record is from the annotation of a GenBank genome assembly.
AUGGGUUUUCUUCACAAGCUUUGGGACGAAACGCUCGCCGGACCAACGCCGGAUUCCGGCCUCGGAAAACUCCGAAAAUACAAUUCUUUACCCGCCGCCGCCGCUGCCGCUAGAUCCACUGCUGCUCCGCCGUCUGUUGUCAUUCCUCCAGCACUUGAUGAUCAAAUCCCGAUUUCUCGGAGCAUCACUAUUCUCCGAGCCAACCCUGGCUCGCCGCAUAACCUUAAUACUUCUCUCGACUCUAGAUCGGCCCCGAAUUCUCCUGCUGGUUCCAGCACUCCCAUAUCGCCAUUUUCACCAAGCACUCCUGGUGGGAACUUCAAGAAAUUGACGAGGAGAAAAUCAACCUCGGCUGCAAUGCAUCAAUCUGAUCGAAAGAGUCCAACUGAUUAUGAUUGGAUUGUGCUAAGUGCUUUGGAUCGUUGA